This is a messenger RNA of Trichoplusia ni (cabbage looper), 2698 nucleotides long. Its product is annotated as coagulation factor IX-like. Gene Ontology annotation, molecular function: serine-type endopeptidase activity. The transcript is spliced from 8 exons. NCBI's taxonomy places the organism in Eukaryota, Metazoa, Arthropoda, Insecta, Lepidoptera, Noctuidae. Gene Ontology annotation, biological process: proteolysis. Bases 576 to 2153 code for a protein of 525 amino acids. The record is from RefSeq and is a predicted model, not a curated record.
GCAAGAAAAAGUCUGAAGUUAAGUUUUAACGACGCUUAAAGUCCAAAAGUUCUCAAAAGAUAUUUUCUAAAAUUCUGAAGAAUAUUAAAUUUACUUCAGAAAUAUAGUAAUCACAAAUCCAUUUCAGCCGACGGCCAUGAUUCGCGGGAAGCCGGUCAUUAAACAGAAAUGUCGCAUACAAACAAUUAGGAUUUUAUGAGAUUAAUCACAAUAAAAAACGGCCAAAGAAACCCUGAUUCUUAUAUCAUUUCAUAUGCAGUUGAUUAAACAUUCACGUUCAUUAACUGCAGAGAUUAGUUUUCUGACAUUUGCAUUUCACCAUACAACAUCUAGUUACACGUGUUGAUCACACACCUAUAAAGAAAUACAAGAAAAAGCCACCUGAAUUCCAAACGACUGUAUCACCCAAAGUCCUAAGACAAACGACGAAAAAAAAACAUAAUUUGCUUACAAAUCCCAUCUGUCUUUACGACGCAGCCAUAAAAUGCAAGCAUAAAACAUGUUAUCGAAGAACACAAAAACUCAUUACAAAGGGAAAACACAAACUCGGAAUAAAAAUUUAAGAUGAAACCAAAAUGAUUAAACACAUUAGUGAAGACUUAAUUAAAAGAGUUUUUAUUUCAAUAGUCGUGAACAAUGUGGUCGCUGCGGCAACCUCAGAAAUAACUGUGGAUGAAGAUGGAAUGUACAGAACCAAAGAUGACUCCAUUACCAUUUACAGUGACAACCCGAUGUACUCAUUACAACAAGGAAUCCUACGAACGAAAGAGGAAAUUGAAAACGAUGAAGAUAUAAAAACUCUUUUAGAAGAGAAAUAUAAGUUUAAGAACGAUGAAACCUCAACGAGGUAUAAGAUUGCACGUGAAGAGAGGACUGGAUUCCCAGGUAGCAACACCACGCCUGUUUCAAUAGGAGACAGAAGGUCUCAACCAGUAUUCCCUGAGAAUCAUGACGAGCGUCACAUAGCUUGGGCGUUCCGGUCGUAUGCGGUGCGUCGCAUCGUGGGAGGCAUGGAGACCAGCAUCAGCAUGUACCCAUACAACGUGGCGAUCUCGAGGAACGCGAAGCACUGGUGCGGCGGAUCUAUCAUCGACGAGCAGUGGGUGCUCACCGCUGGACAUUGUCUUGAGUCAGCUUUCGAUGGGGACAAAAGAAAACUGCAACCGUUUAUCAUUAGGGCAGGAAGCUCUUUUCAUAACCGAGGAGGUUAUCAGGCUAGAGUCAAUAAGGUUUUCUUCCCUCACGAGUACGUCCCUGGAAACGCGGACUUCGACUACUCGUUGAUCCGGCUCGAUCGGCCGAUGCCCAUCGGUCGGAACAUCGCAGUACUCAACCUGCCUUCCAAGGAUUAUCUCAUGAAGGAGAAUGAUAUCCUCAUUGUUACUGGAUGGGGAAGUACUGAUGAGUCAGGCUACGGUCAUAUCCCGGACCGGGUGCGGUUCGUACCGGUGCCGGUGAUGCGGCUCGAAGACUGCCAGAAGUCGUACCGGUUCUACAUCACUCCUCGGAUGUUGUGCGCCGGGUACGCCACCGGGGGAAAGGAUGCUUGUAAUCAUGACUCCGGUGGCCCGGCCGUCCGAGACGGGGUGCUUCUCGGCAUCGUCUCGUUUGGGGGCAAGCAGUGUGGCGACCCCCGCUCCCCCGGAGUCUACAGCCGAGUGUCCGAGAUCACAGAAUGGGUGGAAGACACGAUAACCAACAACGAGGCCCAUACAGUUCCAGAACUAUUGCCAAAGAUACAGAAGGCGAGGCAAAGAGAGAAGGAGCUACAGAAGUUCAAAGCAAGAGUCGAAGACAAGAAGAAUAAAAUCAAAACGUGGCUGCGGGAGACAUUAAAAUCUCCAACGUUCAUAGAACUAGCGAAAAAGAAACUCAAGGAAGCUGGCUUCCACACGCGGCGAACUAACGAUUAUAACGCUUUGAACGUGAGUAACAUUGAUGAUAAAACAAUUGAUGAAAUAAACCUAACGAAUAUGAUUAACGAUAGGAUUAUAGAAGACGGUGACGGCACUGAAUCUGAUAAGCUACUGAGGACUCUAGCUCUCCACGAGGUCAUGCUAAACGAUCACAGUUCUGAAAUGUUUCCCCAUAGGACGCCGGAAGACGGGAGCGACAGUGUCGAAAGUUUCAUAGCUUACAUUAGUGGAACUUAAUAAAUAUUUUAUAAUGGUUUUAUUUUAUUUUGUGUAACCUGUAAUAAAGUUAUAUUUGUAUGUUGUUUUUUAAAAUUUGCACUACACUCAAUGGAAUAUUUCAGCAAGAAAUCCAGACAAAAGGAUAAAAUUAACAGCGGUAGUCGUUUUUAAAGAACAUGGAAGAAAAGUGUGGGAGUGAGAUGGCGUUCUACAAGGCCCAGAGCACGUUAUCGAAGACCAACUUCUAUCAUUCUUCUACCGUCAUCUUCAUUUGUUUAGCUACCUAAAAGGGUAAUCAAUCUUGGAGCGCACCUUUUUAUAGUCUAAAAAUAAAAUGUAUAAAGAUUACCAAGCCAACUAUACCACUGAAACAUAUCAGUUGUUUAAUCAUUUAAUAAGUAUUAAUAUAAAAGACAACCAAGAUUGUUUCCCUUUUUAAAAACCUAAAGAGUACAGAUGAGAUUUUAGUUGGUGUUCGAUAACGACACACAUAAUAACAUUUCUACUUAAGACAUUAACAGAAAUACUUUUCAGCAGAUACCACAUAACUCAUUAGAUUUAAU